CUUUUCUUUCUCUCUCUCUCUCUCUCUCUCUCUCUCUUCUUUCUUUCUUUUACCUCUCAGAAUCUGAUUCAUUUGCCACACACAUAAGGCAAAUGCUUUAUAGUCUUUACUGAGUUUUGCACUUUCAAAGGAUUAGUGUCCUUUUCAGUUGUAAAAACCGACAGUGUCAAUAGGAAUAAUUUUUUGCAGUUCUUUGCAAUGAGCACGUUUGGAACAGCACUGACAUCCAAUGGCUGCUUACAGUAAUACAAAAAACUAGCCUCUUAAAAAAGGUCUUAGUAAAACGAAUGACUUGUUCCUUUUAAAAGAUGGUCACUGCACUUCAGAAGCAAGAUUACAUAUUAAAGUAAACUGAUUUUGUAUUAAGUAACAAAACUCUCUCUUUAUCCUGUCCUUUUAGCCAGUUACUACUCCCUGUGCCUGUUUAUAUACUGGUAAACACCUGGACAAAACCCAUUUCACAGGUCAUAAUUAUAUAGUGUAGAUUUUUACAUACUGCCUUCUGUAGGUGGGCCUGUUGUAAAUGUGUUUUUCCUUUUGAGAUGAACAAAGGCACAAUAAGAUUAAAAAAGCCGACCUUUCUCACCUUUCUGGAGAAACUGUUACAAGGCAUUGUAUUUCAAAUUCUGGAGGCUUAAUACCUAGAAUCUUAAAUCUUCUGAAUUGAUUCUUCCUUUUCCUAUAAAUGUUUGCAUUUUGGAUAACUGGACCAGAGAAUUCAAACAUGAACCUACUUUUAUUCAACUUUAAAGAAUUUAUAAUUUGGGCCAGUGAGAUUGCUUAGCAGAUAAAGUCACGUUGCUAAUAAAAAGUCUGAAGAGUUUGAUCUGUGGGACCCAGGUGGUUGAAGGAGAGAGUUGACUUUACUCUUACAACUCGAGAAUGCCUAUACAUUCACCCACACAAUUUUUAAAAGGUUUGCUUUUAAAAAUCACAGUUUGGGAAAUGAAGUGAGCUUGAUUUCUAAGUAAGUACAGAUAGUGAAAUGAAGUUGAUGCUAUUUAGGCAGAAAUUUUAAGAAAGGAGCCUAUGGUCCACUAGUUUUACAGAAAAAGGAAGAGAAGGAAGAAAAAGGAGGGAGGAGACAGAAAAAGAUAGCUGGUGGAAAACUUAAACUUGGAAAACUCCGCAAGUAUAAACCUAAACUUUCUAUGAGUUCAAGAAGAUCACUUGAAUAUGAUGCCUUAUUGGAGGAACUGGAAUGCUGCACCCUUCAGGACAGUGAGGACUAUUCAAAUCCAGUUUCUUGUUGCCUGGAUCAGCAACCCACACAGGAGAGCAAGCUUCCCCAAACACCAAAGACCUUGUCAACGCAGGGUAACACAAGUCCCUUGAAGGUGCAGCUCGUGUAUACAACCAAUAUCCAGGAACCCAAUGUCUACAGUGAGGUCCAAGAGCCAAAACAAUCAGUCUUACCUCCUAAGACCUCAGCAGCUGCUCAGUUGGAUGAGCUCAUGGCCCACCUGAACGAACUUCAGGCCAAGGUUUCAGUGAAAGCAGAUGCUAGCAGGAAACCCUUGCCAGACAAGCAGGAUCACAAGGCAUCUCUCGACUCAAUGCUUGGGGGUUUGGAACAGGAACUACAAGAUCUUGGGAUUGCUACAGUCCCCAAGGGCCACUGUGCUUCCUGCCAGAAACCAAUUGCUGGGAAGGUGAUCCAUGCUCUGGGGCAAUCCUGGCACCCAGAGCACUUUGUCUGUACUCACUGCAAGGAGGAGCUUGGCUCCAGUCCCUUCUUUGAACGAAAUGGGUUAGCCUACUGCUCAAAAGACUACCAUCACCUGUUCUCUCCACGCUGUGCCUACUGUGCUGCUCCCAUCACAGAUAAAGUGCUGACAGCAAUGAACAAGACAUGGCACCCAGAGCACUUCUUCUGCUCUCACUGUGGAGAGGUGUUUGGUGCAGAAGGUUUUCAUGAGAAGGACAAGAAGCCAUACUGCCGAAAGGAUUUCUUAGCCAUGUUCUCACCCAAGUGUGGUGGCUGCAACCGCCCCGUGUUGGAAAACUACCUUUCAGCCAUGAACACUGUCUGGCACCCAGAGUGCUUUGUGUGUGGGGACUGCUUCAGUAGUUUUUCUUCUGGCUCCUUCUUUGAACUGGAUGGCCGUCCAUUCUGUGAACUCCAUUACCAUCACCGCCGAGGGACCCUCUGCCAUGACUGUGGGCAGCCCAUCACUGGCCGCUGCAUCAGUGCCAUGGGGCAUAAGUUUCAUCCUGAGCACUUCGUGUGUGCUUUCUGCCUGACACAGCUGCCCAAAGGCAUCUUCAAGGAGCAGAACAACAAGACCUACUGUGAAAAAUGCUUCAUUAAGCUCUUUUCACAGUAGCUCCCCUUUGACCUAUAUCUGCUUCAUGUUCCCUAUAAAACUAAGGACAAGAUAGGAAGAUCACACUUUCUGUCCCCAACCUUCUGUUCAGUGGGCUAAUAGAGUAAAAACAAGGAACAAGUAAAGGCAUUUGUAGAUGUUUCUAGGCUUAUAAUCUUAAUUUUGAAGAUGCUUCUCAUUACUUUUUAAUUAUGUAUUUGCAUUUAGAUUCAGAUCAUGCUGUCAAGACCCCCAAAAGGUAUAUUUCUUAUGUGCACAGUUCUUUUCACUGCUGAUUUUCUCUUUCUCACUUUUUACUUCUACUGAUGCCCCAUUCAGACCUUAUGGGUCACAAAGUUUUACUCUCUCUUUGCUAUCAGGGGUCAGGACAUUACUCUUAAACCCUCAAUGUCUCUGCAUUUUGCUUUUUAUGUGGAAGUGUAUUUUAACUGACACGUGUGAUGAAUAAAGCAGCUUGUGGUUUUGGUGA
Messenger RNA from Rattus norvegicus (Norway rat), 2796 nucleotides. The record is from RefSeq and is a predicted model, not a curated record. NCBI's taxonomy places the organism in Eukaryota, Metazoa, Chordata, Mammalia, Rodentia, Muridae.